This is a messenger RNA of Rotaria sordida, 1011 nucleotides long. Lineage: Eukaryota; Metazoa; Rotifera; Eurotatoria; Philodinida; Philodinidae. The record is from the annotation of a GenBank genome assembly.
AUGAAAUUUAUAUGGCGUUAUCAAUGUUUAUUGAUUAAUUUAAUUUUAGUAUGGAUUUAUAUAGUAAUUUGUUUAACAUGUCUUUCUUUGAUUUAUUACAUUUCGUGUGCAAUAAAAGAUAUAUGUACUAAUCGUUUAUUAUGUCCACAUCGUCAAUUAAAUUUAUAUCCACAUCUAUUAAACUUUCUAAACAAUGAUUAUUCAUUAUGUAGUCAACGAUCAGCAAAACGUGGUCCACAUCAACAUGUUAUUGGUGUAUCAGCUUAUUUAUCUAAAAUGGAUAAUAAAAAUUUAUUAGCAAAAGUUUGGACAUAUUUACUUGAAUAUAUUGAAGAAGCAAAAGAAAAAUAUCCUAAUUGGAUUGUUCGUAUUUAUUAUUAUUCACUUGAUAUAUCUAAAGAAGAAAUAUUUCGUAUUGAAAAUAAUUAUAAAAAUGUUGAUUUUUGUGAUUCAACAAAUAUUCCUGUACUUGGAAAUGUUUCAAAUUGGUUACCAGGUAAAAUGCAACGUUUUCUUCCAAUAGCUGAUCCACUUGUUGAUAUAUAUAUGUCACGUGAUAUUGAUUCACCUAUACUUGAACGUGAAACAAUUAUUGUUUAUGGAUGGUUAGAUUCAAAACAAACUAUUCAUAUUAUACGUGAUCAUCAUGAACAUGAUGUACCAAUAUUAGGAGGUCUUUGGGGAAUUAAAUUAAAUAAAGAACGUUCAUUGAUUAAUAAUGUUUCACAAUAUUUACUUUCACCUGAUAUUGUAAAAUGUUAUAAAGGUAAAGGUGAUCAAAAUUUUCUUGAAGAUUAUAUUUGGCCACAUGCAAUUAUGUAUGAUAAAAUGACACUUGAAUUUGAUAGUUUUUUUUGUAAAAAAUAUCCGAAUUCACGUCCAUUUCCAACACGAAAAGAAUCACCAACACUUUUUAUUGGUUGUCGUCGACCAAAUUGUACAAAAGAUAAACAUUCCGAAUGUCCAAAGGAAUGUCGACCUGCUAAUCAUCCAGAUUGGAUAUGGUGCUAA